Messenger RNA from Pseudogymnoascus destructans, 1327 nucleotides. It is a transcript of the gene HUT1, whose product is annotated as UDP-galactose transporter. Gene Ontology annotation, biological process: UDP-galactose transmembrane transport. Gene Ontology annotation, cellular component: endoplasmic reticulum membrane; Golgi membrane. The coding region runs from base 86 to 1327 and encodes 413 amino acids. Gene Ontology annotation, molecular function: UDP-galactose transmembrane transporter activity; UDP-glucose transmembrane transporter activity. Lineage: Eukaryota; Fungi; Ascomycota; Leotiomycetes; Thelebolales; Thelebolaceae. The transcript is spliced from 2 exons. The record is from RefSeq and is a predicted model, not a curated record.
UCCCACCCUCACCCAUUGAAAAACUGCCCAUACCCGUCCUCCCUCAAUCCCCCUCCCCGGAUCCCACACAUAAUCCGCACCCACAAUGGCGCGCCACAAGCAAGCCACCCCCCUCCACCGCGAGCACUCCUCCGAAUACACCAGCAGCGCAGGCCGCAUCGGCACACCCACGAAGCUCUCUCGAACCCUCGAUUCCCCCGCGGACGCCGCGGCGCCGAUAAAAGCCAAUGGGCACGUCAAUGGCGCUUCUGGUGCCCCGGUGGUGUCGCAGAAGAAGAAACAGGCUGGGUUGUUGGAAUUGGUUAUUGGAGUUGCGGGGAUCUAUGCUUCUUUUCUAACAUGGGCACUCCUCCAAGAACGCCUUACAACAACCCCCUACGGCCCCGCAGGCGCAUCCGAAGUCUUCAAAUUCCCCAUCGUCCUAAACACAAUCCAGUCCCUCUUCGCCGUCCUCACCGGGCUCUCCUACCUGCACCUCUCGCGCCCCGCCAACGCCCCCACCCCCGCCAUCUUCCCCACGCGCGCUAUCACCCUCCCCCUCGCCGCCGUGGCCUUGACAGCCAGUCUGGCUAGUCCGUUUGGGUAUGCAAGUUUAGCGCAUAUCGAUUAUAUCACCUUCAUCCUCGCCAAGUCCUGCAAGUUGUUGCCGGUGAUGUUUCUGCAUGUUACACUGUUUGGGAGGAGGUAUCCGUGGUACAAAUACCUCGUCGUCUUCACCGUCACCGCCGGCGUCGCGGUAUUCACUCUCCACGCCUCGUCUGCAAAAAAGCACGCUUCGAAGGCUGGGGCGGAGGAGAAGAAUAGAGCGUGGGGUUUGGUGAUGUUGGGGGUUAAUCUGUUGUUGGAUGGAUUGACGAAUACGACGCAGGAUUAUAUUUUUAAGAUGUUCCAGCCGUAUUCGGGACCGCAGAUGAUGUGUGCAACGAAUAUUUUGGCGUCCGCUCUCACAAUCUCUUACCUUAUGAUCUCCCCCCUCAUCGCCACCACGCCGCUGGGGGUCUACCUAGGCCUCGACCUCACCUCCGCCGCCACGGGCGGAGAAUUCCCCACCGCCAUGGGCUUCCUCAACCGCAACCCCGCGGCAUGGGUAGACGUCCUCGGCUUCGCGGCGUGUGGAGCGGUGGGACAGCUGUUUAUCUUUUACACGUUGAGUGUGUUUGAUAGCGUGCUGCUGGUGACGGUCACGGUGACGAGGAAGAUGUGUACGAUGGUGCUUAGUGUGCUGUGGUUUGGACAUAGGUUGAGUGUCGGGCAGUGGGUGGGGGUGGGGUUGGUGUUUGGGGGGGUGGGGGGGAAGGAUGGAUGGCGAGGAGGGAGAAGAGGAUGA